UCUAAAUCUCAUUUCUUCUCUUGUUCUUCAUUUUUUUCUCCAACAAUCGAUGAAGAAAUUGCAGCCUCCCACUUCAAAUUCGGUGACGCUCCAAAUCCUUCUUCUCUCAAGCUGCUCCUUCCUUCUGUUUUUUUCUUUUCUCGGCCUCAAAAUCGAUGAUGCUCCAUAUUGUCAAAGAGGGGACAGAUCUAGUCACGAGUUUUAUCAUGGU
Linum tenue is the source of this 211-nucleotide messenger RNA. The record is from the annotation of a GenBank genome assembly. Lineage: Eukaryota; Viridiplantae; Streptophyta; Magnoliopsida; Malpighiales; Linaceae.